AUCAUUCAUGAGAUAUAAAAAGAAAAAUCAAAUCAAACAUGUAUAACUCUUUACUCUUUCCCUUCUUUGCUUUCUCUUGUUGUCUUCUUUCUCCAAUAUUAUUUCUUACCUCUUCUUUAUAUGAAAAUUUGGCUUUUUUGAGUGUGAAAAUGGAUACCAAAUAUUACCUCAUUCCUUGUGAAAGGUAUGAUAUUGUCCAAGGAGCUCCACUUGCACCAAACCAAGAAUUACAUCGACAAAUUUAUUUAUUGGUAGGGGAAGAUUUGGCGGAGAUUGCAACAAGGUUUACAAUGAGAUAUGGUGAUGUCAUAGACAACCAGGAUCAUCGAUGACAUCGUACAAUCGAUCGAAGCUUUUCAAAUCAUAGAAAAACAAAAAGGGUCAGAAUCACACAUUG
Durio zibethinus is the source of this 397-nucleotide messenger RNA. The record is from RefSeq and is a predicted model, not a curated record. NCBI's taxonomy places the organism in Eukaryota, Viridiplantae, Streptophyta, Magnoliopsida, Malvales, Malvaceae.